AUGGCCUCUAAAAAAGGUGCCUACGAAACUAACGCCUCCGACACCGAUUUCCGCAAAAAAUACGACCGCGAAGGAAAUGUAGCAAAAGCACGCGAACAGGAAGCAAAAGAAAAAGAAGAAGGGCGUCUGCGGUAUGAAGCCAAGCUCGCCGGCAAAAAAUAUUACGCGCCUCUUACCGGCGAUGAAACCCUCACAUCUGCGCGCGCAAGCCGUCUCGAUGUAUCUGCCAAUAUAGGAAAAACUAUAUUGAUGCCUGCGGGGGCAGCGAUGGGAAAGAGGGGAAAGGGAGCCGGGUUUUAUUGUAAGGACUGCGAUUUGACUUUUAAGGAUAGUUUGCAAUGGGUGGAGCAUGAAAAUAGUAUGCAGCAUCUGAGGGCGAUAGGGCAAACGGGAGAGGUACAGAGGGCUAGUGCGGAAGAUGUGAGGAGGAGGAUUGACGAAAUUUGGGAGAGGUUGGAGAGAGAGAAGAAUCAAGAGGUGGUUAGUUUGGGGGAGAGGCUGGAGGGUAGGAGAAUUGAGGAUGAAAAGGAAAGAGAGGAAAGGAGGAAGAAGAGAAGGGAACUAGCGGAGAGGAAGAAGGAGGAGAAGGAGAAGGAAGUCGCGGUUAAGAAAGAAUACGGUGAAGAUGUUAGGGUGGACGGCGAGCAUGACGAAGAUGAUAUGAUGGCUAGUAUGGGGAUUGUUGGAUUUGGCUCGUCGAAAAAAUGA
Sclerotinia borealis F-4128 is the source of this 708-nucleotide messenger RNA. The record is from the annotation of a GenBank genome assembly. NCBI's taxonomy places the organism in Eukaryota, Fungi, Ascomycota, Leotiomycetes, Helotiales, Sclerotiniaceae.